Messenger RNA from Dovyalis caffra, 1800 nucleotides. The record is from the annotation of a GenBank genome assembly. NCBI's taxonomy places the organism in Eukaryota, Viridiplantae, Streptophyta, Magnoliopsida, Malpighiales, Salicaceae.
AUGGCACUAGUCAUAUAUUGGUACGAUUUCGUUUGUUUUGGCAUUGUUGCUGCGGCUCUUGUUGUGUCCUUAUGGGUGCUAUGGAGGAAGGAACUUGCCCCAAGCUGUGACGAUAAUAUCAUAUAUCAGAGCCUCCUCGUGGCUCGACCGGAUACUAAUGGUCGGACCUUGCCUUCAAUGCCAAGGAACCAUGUUGGUUCUUCCCAACUAUGGAGCAGUUGUUGGAAAGGGGUUCACCCAGGGUGGCUCAUGGCUACUCGUUUCAUCUCCUUCCUGUUCAUGGCCGGAUUCUUGUCGAGGGACAUCGUGGAAUGGGAUGCCACCAUAUUUGUUUACUACACCGAGAAACAUGAAAAGGGCCGGGAAACCACCCUGGGCCCUGACCAGAAAAAGUGGGCUAGUUACGACAUAUGGAAAAAUGGAGUUAAGACUUUAGAAUAUGAAAAAUCAAAAUAUUCUGGUUCUGUGUUCUCCUUCUCUGUUCAUCUCAACUCAAGUGGUCAACUCUCAAGGACCUGUUCGGAUCCUGUAUCCAUGGCUACUAAUUCAGAGGGGCUUGGGUACUGGCUCCGGUGGCAAGUCCCAGUUUGUGCUUUAGCAAUAAUCUGCCCAUCUGUUCUUGCCUGUUAUAUGAUCAAGAAUGUAAACACGGAGCCACUGUUCUGCCAUGAUCUAUGGAAGCCACGCUGGAGAUAUCUUAAUCCUCUUUGGCUCCUCUUUUAUAGAGUUUUCGCUUUUCUCUGCUUGUCUUCUAUGCUUUAUCAGAUUGUCUACUUAGAUGGCGCUUUUGCCUUCUAUUUCUACACUCAGUGGACAUUUACGUUGGUUAUGAUAUAUUUCGCGCUGGGCACUGUGAUAUCUGCAUAUGGAUGUUGGGUGUCUUUAAAGCAACCAGCUGCCUCUGAAAAUGGCGAAAAUUCUGUGUUCUUGAAAAGGGAUGUGGAAAAGAAUGGAGCUGCAACCUCUAUAACUUAUAAAGAAAAGGAAAGUAGGGGUACCAUCAAGUUGCAAAGUCACUGUGCUGAGGAGGCAAUUCGAGAAAGAGCUGGAUUUUGGGGAUAUCUUAUGCAAAUUAUAUACCAGACUUGUGCAGGUGCUGUUAUCCUAACGGACAUUGUAUUUUGGUGUAUCAUAGUACCUUUUUUGUCAGAUACGCACCUCGGCCUCAAUGUGUUGAUGGCUUGCAUGCAUUCUCUGAAUGCUGUUUUUCUAGUGAUAGAUACUGCUCUCAAUAGCCUUCCAUUUCCUUGGUUCCGCAUUGUAUAUUUUGUGCUGUGGAGCUGCCUCUAUGUCAUUUUCCAGUGGGUUAUUCAUGCAUGUGGUUUUACAUGGUGGCCAUAUCCAUUCUUGGAGCUUAACACGCCUUGGGCUCCUUUAUGGUAUUUUUCGCUGGCCGUAAUUCAUAUUCCUUGUUAUGGGAUAUAUGCACUGAUUUUUAAAGCAAAAAACUCGAUUUUUCCCCGAUUGUUCCCUCGCGCUUUUCAUUCACGUCCUGAAUUCAAGCUCCUCUACUUGCCACUAUUCACGGGCCUCUUUCAUCUUUCAUUUUUAUUGGAGGAAUUCCCUGCUGGUAACUCUGUAAAUGAGCUACAAUCUGAAAAUAAUGCUAAGAUUUCCCAAGUUUUUGCCCCAAAAACAGACCUUUUAGACCAACGAAGCCUUGAUAUGAGGUGGAGCAAUGAAGAUGAGCUGAUUCUGUUUAUUAUUACCAGUGCCUUGCGUUUCAGUCGACCGGGAUGCCAAUAUAAAUUAGCAUAUGGAAAUCAAAGGGGAAGAGGAAAGAUAGAACGUUUUGGAUGA